Zygotorulaspora mrakii is the source of this 1278-nucleotide messenger RNA. It is a transcript of the gene RPN6, whose product is annotated as proteasome regulatory particle lid subunit RPN6. Lineage: Eukaryota; Fungi; Ascomycota; Saccharomycetes; Saccharomycetales; Saccharomycetaceae. Gene Ontology annotation, cellular component: proteasome regulatory particle, lid subcomplex. The coding region runs from base 1 to 1278 and encodes 425 amino acids. The record is from RefSeq and is a predicted model, not a curated record. Gene Ontology annotation, molecular function: structural molecule activity; protein binding. Gene Ontology annotation, biological process: ubiquitin-dependent protein catabolic process. The transcript has a single exon.
AUGUGUAGUGUGGAAGCUGCCAGGGAUCUGGUAGAGAAAAAGCAGUACGAUAAGGCUGAACAAGUGUUUCUGGAUCUGCUGAGCAAAGAUUAUAAUGAGUCCACGGGGAAAGUCACAGAACGCCAAAAUGAGCAAGAAGCAUGCAUAUUAGGACUUGGCAAUUUGUAUAUCGUAACCGGUGCGAAAGAGAAAUUACGCGAGUUUAUUCCAAGGUCGACAGACCACAUGAUGCAAUUUGCGAAGCCAAAGACGGCCAAGGUAUUGAAGACAUUGAUAGAAGAGUUUGAAAAAGUACCAGACUCGUAUGAUGACCAGAUCUAUGUCUGCCAAAAGAGCAUUGAGUUUGCCAAGAAGGAGAAAAGGGUCUUUUUGAAGCAAUCCUUGACGAUUAAACUUGCCACGUUGUACUAUUAUAAAAGACAAUACAAGGACGCACUAGAGCUCAAUGCCGAGCUUUUGCGGGAGUUCAAGAAAUUAGAUGACAAACCAUCGUUGUUGGAUGUCCAUCUGUUGGAAAGUAAGGUUUACCACAAAUUGAGAAAUUUGGCCAAGGCCAAGGCAUCUUUGACAGCAGCUAGGACAGCAGCCAACUCCAUUUAUUGCCCCACGGUAACUAUGGCCGAAUUAGACUUGAUGAGUGGUAUCUUACAUUGUGAAGAUAAAGAUUACAAGACCGCAUUUUCAUAUUUCUUUGAGAGUUUCGAAAGUUUUCACAAUUUGGCAACCCACAAUUCUUAUGACAAGGCGUGCCAUGUUUUGAAAUACAUGCUGUUGUCAAAGAUUAUGUUGAACUUAAUUGAUGAAGUGAAAAAUAUUCUAAACGCUAAAUAUACAAAGGAGACUUAUCAAUCAAAGGGCAUUGAUGCAAUGAAAGCCGUGGCUGAGGCAUACAGUAGUAGGUCUCUUUUGGAGUUCAACACGGCGUUAAAGCAGUAUAAAGAUGAGAUUAUGGGUGAUGAGUUGAUAAGAUCACAUUUUAACGCCCUCUAUGAUACAUUAUUGGAAUCAAAUCUUUGUAAGCUUAUUGAACCAUUUGAGUGUGUUGAGGUUUCGCAUAUUUCCAUGAUGAUUGGUCUAGAUGCUCAGCAGAUUGAAGGAAAAUUGUCUCAAAUGAUUUUAGAUAAGGUAUUUCAUGGUGUACUUGAUCAGGGAAAUGGAUGGUUGUAUAUUUACGAAACGCCACAUCAAGACGCUACUUAUGAUUGUGCAUUAGAAUUAGUUGGUCAACUAGAUAAAGUGGUAGAUCAGUUAUACGAAAAGGCAAGUGUAUUGUAUUGA